Messenger RNA from Trifolium pratense (red clover), 1518 nucleotides. RefSeq names its product alkane hydroxylase MAH1-like. Gene Ontology annotation, molecular function: heme binding; oxidoreductase activity, acting on paired donors, with incorporation or reduction of molecular oxygen; iron ion binding. The record is from RefSeq and is a predicted model, not a curated record. NCBI's taxonomy places the organism in Eukaryota, Viridiplantae, Streptophyta, Magnoliopsida, Fabales, Fabaceae. The transcript has a single exon. Bases 1 to 1518 code for a protein of 505 amino acids.
AUGUGCAUGAUUAUUGUAGGAUUUAUAGCCAUCUUCAUCCUCUUCUUCAUAUACAUCCACUACUGGAGAUGCAAUAGAGAUGAAAUUGUUCCGAAUUGGCCAGUAAUAGGUAUGGUACCGACGUUUGUGCGUCAUGUGUCCGAUUUUAAUGAUUUUGCAACCUUAGUUCUUAAGCGUCAUGGAGGAACCUUUCGAUUUCAAGGGCCCUGGUUCACAAACACAAGCUUUAUAAUUACCACUGAUCCAACCAACGUCGACCACAUCUCCAGUAAGAAUUUCGGUAACUACGGGAAAGGAUCAAACUUCCAAGAAAUAUUUGAUUUUUUUGGAGAUGGUAUUAUAAAUUCUGAUUCCCAUGAUUGGAAACAGAAGAGGACAAUGUACCAUUUAAUUCUCAAAGGGAAGAGCUUCAAGAAAAUGUUGAGUCAAAUCAUUCAGAAAAAAGUUGAGAAUUGCUUACUACCAUUUCUUAAAGAUGUAUGUGAAGAAGGUGUUCAUGUGGACUUGCAAGAUGCCUUGAAUAGGUUCACUUUUGACACUAACUGCACCAUUGUGUUUGGAUUUGAUCCUAACACUCUUCCGAACAAGUUUGGUGAGCUUAGAGAAAUUGCUUAUCAAAAAUCACUUCCUGUGAUAGAGGAAGUAAUAUUCUACAGACACUUCAUUCCAAGUUUUCUAUCGAGGCUGCAGAAAUGGAUCCAUGUUGGUCAAGAAAAGAAGUUAAAGAUAGCCGGAGAAAAUCUUGACAGAUUCUUGUAUGAAAGUAUAACAUUUUCCAAACAAGAGCAAAGCAAGUGCAGUGAAAAAAUUGAUGAAUGUUAUUUUGAUUUGGUAAAAGCACUUCAGAAAGAAGGAUAUGGAGAGGGGAAAAUGGGUGAGAAGUAUCUUAGAGACAUUAUACUUAAUCUCCUGAUAGCAGGAAAUGGCACAAUAAGUUCAGGUCUCAGUUGGUUUUUCUGGCUUGUUUCAACUCAUCCUAUUGUAGAAGCCAAAAUUAUUCAAGAGAUUAAAGAUAAUUGUAUCACUCAAAAUGAGAAUUGGAGUAUAUCAAGGGUGGAAGACCUUGAUAAGCUAGUUUAUCUCCAUGGAGCUAUAUGUGAAGCCUUGAGGCUUUAUCCUCCUAUACCUUUUGAGCAUAUGUGCGCGAUCAAAUCUGAUAUACUACCUAGCGGAGACCGCGUUAGUCAAAAUACAAAGGUAAUGUACUCUCUGUAUGAAAUGGGAAGGAUGGAACAAAUAUGGGGAGAAGACUGCAUGAAAUUUAAGCCUGAGAGAUGGGUAUCAGAGACAAGACACAUUAUACAUGUACCAUCUUACAAGUUCAUAGCUUUCAAUACAGGUCCUCGAAGUUGUUUAGGUAAAGAUAUUAGCUUCUUUCAAAUGAAGAUGGUUGCAGCUAGUAUAUUAUCGAAGUUUCACAUACAAGUGGUUGAAGGUCACCCCGUAACUCCAAAGCUUUCGAUUGUUCUUCGCAUGAAACAUGGCUUGAAGGUCAAACCCACUAAAAGAUGCAUUUGA